AUGCAUGUUCAGCCUUUAGCAUUGCUCUCUCGGCGAUUUUUCUCUCCUUUCUGGAUUACGCUAUACAGAGCCCCUAAAUUGAUGGAAACAACUAAUGAUUACCUUAGCGAGUUGCCAAGUGAUAUUCUGAGCAUGAUCACUGAUAAGUUGGACCUGAAAGAUGCAGUGAAGACGAGUAUUUUAUCGAAAAGAUGGAAAUAUAUUUGGAUUAACCAUCCCGACCUCAUAUUUAAUCAUCUUAAUGUAUUUGGAUUGGACCGUAAAAAGCUUAAGAAAGAUUCAGUAGGUGCAGACAGUAAUUUUGUGAAAUACGUGGACCAAACUAUGCAGCAGAGGUUAAAAGGAGACGACAAGAUUACUUCUUUUCGCGUUUCUUUUGUGUUGGGGGAGUUCUUUUCUCAAUCUAUAGAUAGGUGGAUCAGUUGUGUCCUUCGAAAAGGUGUUGAGACCAUUGAUCUUGAUUUUUUGAAAUUAUAUCCCAUUUAUAUUCCUUCAUCCUUCAAGAAGUGCUACAACUUUCCGUGGCUUCUAACCAUCUCCGAAGAUAAAGGGACACUAAAACAUCUGCGAGUCGCACGUUGUAGGCUCCAAUUAGCUCCAGCUUCAUGUUCCAUGAAAUUUGAUUCACUCAUUUCCCUUCAGCUUAUAAAGGUGUCUAUAAACGAUCUUCAACUUAAGGAGGUUCUAGAAUAUUGCCCUUUACUUGAAAAUUUAAGUCUGCAUUUCUGCACUGAACUCACUCAUAUCAGAAAUGGCGACAUACGGUUGAAGGUUUUGUACUUGAAGCAAUGCUCGAAAAUUAAGGAGAUUGAUCUCUGUACCGACAAUCUCAUUUCCUUAAAACUUAAACUGUCAUAUAUAAGUAAUCAAGAGCUGACCAAGUUUCUAAAAAGUUGCCCGGUACUUAAAGACUUAACUCUGUAUUACUGUCAAAAACUCACCCAUCUGAGUAUUGGUAAUUCUUCUAACAACACAAGUCUGAUGUCUAUCUCUUUGAAGAAAUGCUUCAAACUUGAGCAUAUCGAUCUUUGUGCUGACAAUGUCGAUAGACUUGAAUACACUGGAAAGUUAAUAUCGUGGUCAUUUAUGAAAACCCCGAGACUGACAAAUGCUUUUUUAAGCUACCUUAAUUGUGUUAAAGGAAGAUUAUUAACAGAGGAUGUCAAAAAUUUAGAUUCUAACAUCUCUAGAUUGACUCUUGACUUCCCUAUGCUGCAGAAUCUAAUUUUUUCGCAGGAAGAUAAUUGUCAAUAUUUCAUGAAUCCUAAACCAGUGACUGAAUUCCUUAAUAUUAGGCGAUUGGUUUUGCCUGUUAUGCCAGCCCACAGUGAAGACAUACUGAUAUGGGCUAGAUAUAUCUUGAAGGCUUUCCCCUUGUUACAAACAUUGGAGUUAAAUUUGGACAGACCGUUCGACCUGAGCCAGCCGAUAAAAACAAAGACGGGGAUAGAAGAAGAAGAGGAAAAGGUCAUGAAGAAAUGCCAUAAUGGAUCCAUAAGCGAGGUAAAGGUGAAUGGAUUUGUGGGAAAUCAAAACGAAGUUGAUUUGGUAAAGUAUUUGUUAGAGAAUUUAUCGGGGCUUAAAGAAUUGACACUUAGUCCAUACAAGAAGGCUUACAAAAGAUUUGAUAGUUGGGAGUAUAAUGAUAUUCAAGCAAGCAUAGAAUUUGAUUUGUUUGAAUACGAGUGUCAUGAGCUUCUUAAAGUAAUUCCUCCAUCUGUUUGUCUACAUAUUGAAAGACAGAGGAUUUAG
This is a messenger RNA of Impatiens glandulifera, 1752 nucleotides long. Its product is annotated as F-box/FBD/LRR-repeat protein At1g13570-like. The record is from RefSeq and is a predicted model, not a curated record. Gene Ontology annotation, molecular function: protein binding. The coding region runs from base 1 to 1752 and encodes 583 amino acids. The transcript has 5 exons. NCBI's taxonomy places the organism in Eukaryota, Viridiplantae, Streptophyta, Magnoliopsida, Ericales, Balsaminaceae.